Messenger RNA from Folsomia candida, 1955 nucleotides. RefSeq lists its product as uncharacterized. The transcript is spliced from 7 exons. The coding region runs from base 272 to 1591 and encodes 439 amino acids. The record is from RefSeq and is a predicted model, not a curated record. NCBI's taxonomy places the organism in Eukaryota, Metazoa, Arthropoda, Collembola, Entomobryomorpha, Isotomidae.
UAACCGUAGUUGCUUUAUUGUCCUCGACCAAAUACGAAAAUAAACCUCACGCUUUCUUUCCGGCGUCACCAUUUUUAUUAUUGGCAAGCGCUGCUAGUAUAUAUCACAAAGACAUCCUCUGAGUGACCAACUGAACAUGUUUGUAAAUAUAGUAUAAAAAAAUAGAUAAAUUUUUCGCCAUAGUUGCCAAUUCCUGGAGUUUUACUAAACUGAGGGCACGAAAGUCAAUAAAAUUUGACAUCUGUACAAAAAAAGAGAAAAACGUCCAAUCAUGAAUUCCGGGGUCUCACGGAAAGGUUAUAAAAGAAUCUGGGAAGAAGCUCGGCAUCCUCCCCGCACACUGCUCACUGUCCGUCGUAAAUUUAUCAUUCUUAUGGUGCGAUCUCAGCUAAACGACGUCUCGAACCCGGCUAUCGCCCCACAAGGAUCGCCAGCGUGGGUCCGCCAACUCCACGAAUUGGUCUUCCAACACGACAACGAAGUCAGCCACGGCGACAUUAAACGCUGGAUUAAAAACCACACUUGGAUCGCGAAUACGGCGAAUGAUCAUAUCCCUGGAAUGCAGUCUUUCUGGGACUGCGUUAACAACCGAGUUACCCAGUUGGGAACUAUGUCGCAUAGUUUCCCCCGUGAAUUUCUAAAUACUCUGGAUCUUCCAAACGUGGGUAAUCACAACAUUGAGGUUACGAAGGAGGGCGUGAAUUGCCUCAUUGAUAACCCAGGCGUGGAGUUGCUCAGUGAGGGUCAAAACCAUAACCAUCAUAAUUCUCAAAGGAUUGAGGAUAAUGUGGAAAAUAGAGAUAGAGGUCCCACAAUUCUUGGAAGAAAUGUAUAUUGUCGAGGUCAAUCCCAACCACCUGUACUCAUUCCAUACUACGACCAGCCCUUCGUUCAAUACGACGAUGAUGCAGAGGCCCCCCUCAAUCUGACCAUGUAUCCACCAAUCCAACAAGAAACGGGGACCAAUCUGCAACUACGUGACGACGAACAACGACGGCUAGAACAACAAGAUCGCGAAUUAGGGCAGGAUGACCAAGGGCAGGAACAACUUCAGCCAGUCGACAUGAGCAUGAACGCUGACCAACAUCAGGACAACGCAAUUAGCAGCAAUAACACCCUUCCAUCCGGACAAGGAGACACACCAGCGUCGCCCAAUGCAGUCCCUGCUAUCUCCCAACCUAAAGACUCCAGCCCCUUGCACAGAUUAGAAGAGAUUUUCGAGUCAGUCCUUGCCCUCGCCAACCUUUGUAAUGCCUUGGAUGAGAUCCAUGAGAUCCAGCCCGAAACAAAACAAACCCUGCAACACAUCUACAGGGUGGUUGCCAGAAAACAUGCCCGUGAAGUGAUUCGUUUCCCGUAUGAGGUGUUGCGCGCUCGAGAACAGCGGCGAAUCAAGGAGGAAGCUUUUGAGGCCUCAACAAGGGAAGGGGGAACGGAUUCAACCCCUUUAAGGGGCUUAGGCCGAUAUAAGCAAAGAGCAGAAGUGGUAGUGGUCAACUUGAUGACACCACCACGAAGACCAACUCCAGACGCCUUCCUCACUUCUAAACAUGGCGAACCCACUCCGGUGGAGGUCCUUCAGGUUGACUGAAUUAACAAGAUAUGACAUUAUGAAACGUUAGAGUAGUAAAUUAAUCGUCUUUUUAAAAACUCUGCUUAUUCUGCAGUGCAAAUUCAUGGUUCUGGUAGUUUAAUAAUUUUAAAUUGGUGCGUAUUUUUUUACGAAUUAUGCAGCUGAAUUAGUGAAAAAUGAAUUUAAUAGCCGAUAGUGGCAGGAUACAAUAGUCCUAAUCUCAUGAUGAUAAUGAAUUAAUGAUGAUGAAUGAUGAAUUAAUGAUGAAAUGAAUUACUGAUGAAAUGAAUUAACGACAUUAGUAUAUAGACCGACGAGCAGCAUUUGAUAUGGUGUACUUUUAAUAAGAAAAAAAGUUUUUAAUAAAACAUUGACACAUUUA